UUGUAAAGCUCCGAAAGAGUUCAUUGCUACCAACAAGGACAUUAUAUAUCACGUCCUUGCUACCAACAACGCGUACCACUCUACCCCCGAAGAUAGCAAGUGUUGGUCUUGAUAUCCCCCCUUGUGUAGCCUACAUUAGUCAGCAGAUUCGUUUCGCAGCGUAGGCAUAAGUUUAUUUCUUUAACCGGGAGUGACACGGCAAAACAACACUCUUUGUUAGUAUCAGUUGCUUUAACGUUAACGUUACAGACAAGAGGUCGGAGCUCCAGUGCCAUACAAAAUGGAAAAGCUCGUGGCGUUCGUCAUUUUCUCCUGUGCCGUCUCGGUGGUUCAAGGUCAAGUUUUCAACUGGGGCAAAUGCCCAGACGUACCGGUCAAGUUCAACUUCUCCGUGGAAGCGUACCUGGGCCGCUGGUUCGAGAUCGCCCGCUUUCCGACCAUCUUCGAGAAGGGCCUGAAGUGCGUUCAAGCCAACUACACACUUCUUGAAGACAGCACUAUACAGGUCGUGAACCAAGGCCGGAAGAAGUGUUGCGGAGACGAGACGAAGGCAGUCGGGGUAGCCUGGGCCCCGGACCCUGCGGAACCGGCCAAGCUUGCAGUCCGGUUCAGCCGGUUCAUGCCUGCCGGCCCGUAUUGGGUGCUGGACACAGACUAUGAUCGGUACUCCGUGGUGUGGUCCUGUGUGAACCUAUUCUGGGGAGUGGCUAGGUUGGAACUGACCUGGAUUCUGGGAAGGGAACGCCAGCUGGACGAAUACAAGCUGAGGGACAUCGUGUACGAGCUGACCAAGUACAAGAUCGAUGCGGCCAAGUUCAAGUGGACGGAUCAGGACAACUGUAACGGGACCGUCCCAACUGCACCCGUCCCGUUAGAUAACGAUCCUUCCAGCAACGUAGUGUACGAGGAGGGCUACUGGAUCCAUCCCAAAAUCUUUUAGUUUAAUGUUUACAAUCGUGUAUGCUUUAUUAACUACAUAUUACUUCGAGAAGUUUUCAUUAUCAUGGAACGGAUAUGUGACGUCAGUAAUUGGUCAAAUGUGCCAGGAAGUUUAUAACGUCACGUAUCCGCAAGAUCACGUGUCUCUAACUCUCGCGAGUUUACGUUCUGAAGUGAUUGGUCAUCAGUAUUGAUCCUGUAGAAGGCGACAGUAGUCGUUGAAAUGUUUGAUCAGUGUUUACCUUUGUGCUGGAAGAAAGUAUAGCUUUGUACUCAUGUUUUCAUAUUAAACGUUUCGAAAGAUG
Branchiostoma floridae (Florida lancelet) is the source of this 1244-nucleotide messenger RNA. Its product is annotated as apolipoprotein D-like. Gene Ontology annotation, molecular function: lipid binding. NCBI's taxonomy places the organism in Eukaryota, Metazoa, Chordata, Leptocardii, Amphioxiformes, Branchiostomatidae. The transcript is spliced from 3 exons. The record is from RefSeq and is a predicted model, not a curated record. Gene Ontology annotation, biological process: brain development; lipid transport; tissue regeneration. The coding region runs from base 281 to 940 and encodes 219 amino acids.